Populus euphratica (Euphrates poplar) is the source of this 1713-nucleotide messenger RNA. Its product is annotated as probable carboxylesterase 16. The transcript is spliced from 2 exons. NCBI's taxonomy places the organism in Eukaryota, Viridiplantae, Streptophyta, Magnoliopsida, Malpighiales, Salicaceae. The record is from RefSeq and is a predicted model, not a curated record. Gene Ontology annotation, molecular function: hydrolase activity. The coding region runs from base 293 to 1456 and encodes 387 amino acids.
AGGCAGUCAAGGGAACCACUUACCACCUGCUCUCCUAACCUGAAACUGUAUCAAUUCAGAAGCUUCUGUCUCUCUGACCCUUCUCAUAUCCUCGAGUCUCUCACACGCUUUGAAAAUGCAUAAAUCUUGAAUUGAAUUCUUCUCCUCUUUCUUUCUCACAUCAUCAAUGGCGGCGUGAGCUCCAUGAAAAUUAAAAAAUGAAGUACUUGUAAAAACUCUCAAUCCUUUCCUUGGUGGCCGAAGGGAGUCUCCACCUAAAUCCUCUCUUAUCUCUCUCUCUACAGUAAUAAAGAUGCCAAACUUGAUCGUGAAACUCUACAGCGUCUUCUUCAAAUAUCAACAAAAAAACCUCUUACAAACCCUUUCUCUAUCUUCUCUCACUGAUCAGAAACCUACUAACUCAUUUGGCGUAUCGUCCCGACCCCACGAAUCCAUCGCCGCUAGCAACCCUUCUUUCACUGACGGUGUAGCCACCAAAGACAUCCAUGUCGACCCCAUCUCUUCUCUUUCUCUCCGCAUUUUCCUACCCGACACAGCUAUCACUUCCCCGCUGCCUUCAACCCAUGAUUACGGCGGCUAUUUGCCUCCCCCAGGUAACUUUCACCGGAAGUUGCCUGUGAUGUUGCAGUUUCACGGUGGCGGGUUUGUGAGCGGCAGCAAUGAAUCGGUAGGAAAUGAUGCGUUUUGCAGGAGAAUCGCCAAACUGUGUGAUGUUAUUGUCGUGGCUGUUGGGUACAGAUUGGCACCAGAGACCAAGUAUCCGGGGGCUUUUGAAGAUGGGUUCAAGGUUCUUAAUUGGAUAGCAAAACAGGCUAAUUUGGCUGCUUGUGGAAGAUUGGAUUCUCAAAGCCAUAUUUUUGAUAGCUUUGGUGCUUCCAUGGUCGAGCCUUGGUUAGCUGCUCAUGGAGAUCCUUCCAGAUGUGUAUUGCUUGGGGUGAGCUCUGGUGCGAACAUAGCAGAUUAUUUGGCACGAAGGGCUGUGGAGGCUGGAAAGUUGUUGGAUCCUGUCAAGGUGGUGGCGCAAGUCCUCAUGUUUCCUUUCUUCAUCGGAAGCACUCCCACACAUUCUGAGCUUAAAUUGGCAAACUCAUACUUCUAUGAUAAGGCUAUGUGCAAGCUGGCAUGGAAACUUUUCCUACCUAAGGAACAAUUCAGCCUGGAUCACCCAGCUGCCAACCCUUUGACUGCCGGAAGACAGCCGCCACUGAAGUACAUGCCACCAACACUAACAAUUGUGGCAGAGCAUGAUUUUAUGAGAGACCGGGCCAUUUCUUACUCAGAGGAACUGCGAAAAGUUAACGUGGACGCACCUGUUCUUGAUUAUAAGGAUACUGUGCAUGAGUUCGCUACACUCGACGUGCUUCUCCAUACACCACAGGCUCGGGUAUGUGCUGAGGAUGUAACUAUAUGGGUCAAAAAGUAUAUAUCCCUUAAAGGUCAUGAAUUUUCUUAUUAAAUAAAUACAAGCCAAAACGAUAGAAAAAGAAUGGAGAGGGUAGGAGAGGAAAGAACUGCUUAAUAUAUUCAAGUAGCAGCAAGAGCUUCCAGCUGGUUAGCCUAAUUAGUUGAUUAUUUAGGACCUGGGAGGAAGGGUUUGUUCUUCUUUUCUUGUAAAUUAUCUGAGUGUUUGUCUGACAGUAGGCUUUUCAAAAUUUUCAAUGGAGUUUUUUUUCCAUUAAAUAUAUCAGGGACUUUCUUCUGUUCUUGUUUCCA